UAUUUCUUCUUCUUUUAAGAGUACCUUAACGAGGAAUUUACACUGCAUUAAAGACAACAGCUUUGUUCCCAAUGAUCACCAGUUAUUGGCUCAGAAAAUAUGGGAUUACUUGAUUCUUGGACAUGAAAUUUCAAAAAGUGAUGUUAUACUGGUACUAGGAAAUCAUGAUUUACGGACAGCUGAACAUGGUGCCAAGUUAUGGCUUCAAGGAAUGGCACCCUGGAUUCUGUUCUCGGGAAAGGAAGGUGCAAAUACAAGAGGAAAAUGGACAAAACCUGAAGCUGAAAUAUUCAAAGACGUGGCCAUAUCUCUAGGUGUCGAUAAAAAUCAAAUCUUGUUGGAAUCCAAUGCCACUAAUACAGGUGAAAAUGUACGCUUUUCAUACAACGUCCUAAAACAAGGAAACUUAUUGCCAAAAGAAAAGAUACUUUUGGUGCAGAUGCCCUACAUGGAGAGAAGAGUUUACGCCACAUUUAUGAAACAAUGGCCAGGUUUUUCGGAAACUCCAGAUUUGCAAGUUUUAGUGACAUCACCACCCAUCCCAAUGCUCAGUUACCCCAAUACAGAGGUGGGGGCAUUGCAUGACGUUAUUAGUGCUAUGAUAGGGUGUCUUUACAGAAUACAAAUCUAUCCACAGAAAGGUUUUCAGAUUCCACAGAUUAUCCCAGAUACUGUUCUUCAAAGUUACCAAAAGUUACUAGAAACAUCAAACAAACAUGUAUAAUGACCAUAUUGAUAUUUAAUAAUUAUAGAUUUUAUAUUUGUGCUGUUCCUUAGCGGAGCUGAAUUAUGCUUGAUGCACAUCAAUACUCAAGUGCUUUGACUGUAUAAUAUUCACUCCACUUUUACUCAUUAAAUAAAAUUGCACACAACAUUA
Molecule: messenger RNA, 877 nt
Organism: Saccostrea cuccullata (small rock oyster)
Lineage: Eukaryota; Metazoa; Mollusca; Bivalvia; Ostreida; Ostreidae
Exons: 4
Coding region: 212-724 (170 amino acids)
Cellular component (GO): plasma membrane
Source: RefSeq, a predicted model, not a curated record